AUGGGUGCAAGCAAUCCUAAACUCACUCCACAAGAGCAGAUGAGAGAGCAUCGGCGUGGACUGAAACGGGCUAUGAGAGAGCUAGACCGUGAAAGGAAUCAUCUUAUUUUGGAAGAAAAGAAACUUGUCGCAGAAAUCAAAAAAUUGGCCAAGCAAAACCAAAUUGGUCCGUUGAAAGUCAUGGCAAAGGACCUUGUGCGCUUGAGAAGGCAAACUCAGAAGUUCCUUGAAAUGAAAUCACAGAUCCAAGGAGUGGAUUUGAGACUACAAACCAUGAGGUCAACUCAGGCAAUGUCAGAAGCACUGAGAGGAGUCACACCUGCUUUGGUAGCUUUUAACAAGCAAAUGAAUCUCCCUGAGCUCAAUAGAAUGAUGCAAGAGUUUUAUAAAGAAAAUCAGAGGAUGGAUAUGACUGAAGAAAUGAUGGGUGAAGCCGUAGACAUGGCUUUGGAAAAUCCUAAUGAUGUAGAAGAAAGUGACAAUGUUGUGAAUCAAGUUCUAAGCGAGCUUGGUGUUGAAGUAGCAGCUUCAUUACAAAGCGCACCUGCUGGGAAACUCAAUCGGCCAGUCGUUGAAGAAUCAAAAGAACCUCAAAUGGAAGAUUUAGAAUCAAGAUUCAAUGCGCUUAAAUAA
Messenger RNA from Blepharisma stoltei, 633 nucleotides. The record is from the annotation of a GenBank genome assembly. NCBI's taxonomy places the organism in Eukaryota, Ciliophora, Heterotrichea, Heterotrichida, Blepharismidae.